Vitrella brassicaformis is the source of this 1642-nucleotide messenger RNA. The record is from the annotation of a GenBank genome assembly. NCBI's taxonomy places the organism in Eukaryota, Vitrellaceae.
CGGGAGCCCUACGCCGAGUCCAUUCCAUCCCCUUGCGAUUCGUUGCGGAAGACUUUGUUGUUCGCAUCGGCGGAAGAAGAACCGGCCGUCGGUUAACCACGUCAGACGGAGAGUGCGCGCGAUGAGGGGCAUGGCGACCAUGGCGUGUGCGCUCCUCAUUGCCGCGGCGGCCAUGUCGGCAGUGGGCGCCGCUCGACGGAAUGAGGACUGCGAUCUGUAUGGCAUGAACUGCGAGGGCCCGCCGGACACCAAAGGUGGGAGAUCUUUGGAGAUCUAUGCCACACAAAGCACCGCUCGGGGCUAUGGCUCACGCUUGGCUGGCCUUCAUGUGUGUGUGUGAAUGUGUGUGUGCAGGUGAGUCGUUUCUGAGCCGUAGUGAGGAGAUCUCCGAACUGCAGACCGAUGAUACCGAGGAAGACACUGAGGAAGGUGUGCAGGGCAAUGGGAUGGAUGGAUGGGGUCUGCGUGGGUGUGCCUGUGUGUGAUCAGGAGAGCUGUCAGCAACGCAUGGCGUGUCCAGCAAGCAGCGGAUGUUUUCACUCGCGCAGCAGAAGAUGCAGCAGGCCAAGAACAUGGUCAAGGCGUCCAGCAAGAUGACCGCUGACGCCCUCAAAGCCGUCCACACCAUCCAGCAGCAGCUCGUCAAUAAGGCCACAACCGGUGGUACGUGUGGAUGGAUGGAUGGAUAGAUGGAUGGAUGGAUUGACAUCCCACUGAAGUGUCUGUCUGUCUGUCUGUGUGUGUGCAGAGACCUGCAAGGUCUGCACGAAGACCGGCUUCGGCAGAGAUCCCUGCACCGUCACUGACUACAAGCUGUGCAACAAGGGCGGCAUCUGUGUGCUGGAAGCGAGCAGCGGCGCUAAGUGCUCUCACGGCAAGUGCCUCUACGACACCGGCAGCACUGUGUCGCUGUUCUGCAUGCCCGACACCCUCCGCUACAAGUACGGCACUCAGGACGGCAGCCCCUGGAGCAAAGGCAAGCCCGAGGAUAACUGGCCGUACUGCGAGAAGAAAGUACUCAAAGCUUUAAGAAAGGCCGAUUGACUGUGUGCCUGUUGGAUGCUGGAUGCUGGAUGUGUGUGUGUGUGUGCAGAUCCAGGCGAAAUACGUCGCGCCGCUAUAUAAGUAGACGCCUGGACAGACUCACACUGAUAGCUAACAGACUGGUAGACAGAGGGAGGGGGGGCAGGGCACCUACCUGCUGGGGGAGAGAGAAAGAGAGAGAUCGUCCAUCCAUCCACACACACAUUGAUAGCUAAGGGGCAUGGGAACAUAUGUAUGGGUGGAUUGGCUGUCUGCCUGACUUGCUCAUGGCUGUGAUUUGUGGCGGCUUGGCCUGGUCGAUAUAUGUGCAGCUGACUUCCUUUGUCUCCCUCUCUCUCUGCCUGCUGUUUGCAAGGGGGUCACAUUUCGUGUGUGGGGUGGGCAUCUUCGGCCAUUCGUCGGCUCGCCAAGGCCCCCUCCCGCACACGAAGUGCCACCCUCUUCUGUCUGUCUGAGUGGAUUAGCUGACAUGAUGUGGUGUGUUAUGCCGUAUGGCCGUCUGUCCGCCGUCUGUCCGCCGUCUGUGUGUGCGCAAGAGCAACACAAAGGGACACCACUGGUAGGUGUAAGUAAAUAUCUGAAGGCGAACGAAGUCCCG